AAGCUACAGGUCUGACCAAUGCUUUCUCAAAAGUCCAGCUGUAUUCACCAUCAACGGCCCAAAACCCAUCAUGCUAUUCUCGUAACAGCAGAAGUCAAUAAAUCAGACGGUCAGACUUUUCCAAUCCGUACUAGUGGUCAAAUGUCAGUGUCCGGUCAGCUUUCCUCGAACAGCUCCCAUAUAUGUGAUCCUGUCAUUACAUUCAUACUCUCAUCGUCAUUCCCACCACUCUCUGCGUCUCCCCACCCCAUGGUAGCUACUCUUUCCCUUUCUAAAUCUAGGGUUUCUGUAUGUGAUUUAUUGGCCGUUUUGAGCUGAGUGAAGUCGGUUUGUGAAGCAUUUUCAGCUUUUGUAGCUGAGGUUUGUGAAGCGUCUCGGAUGAGUUUGGCGGAUAAAGGUGCUUAGGUCUUUCGUGGUGUUUUGGGCAAUGGAGAACACCUGGCAGAUAAAAUGUAGCCCGGCAUGGCAGCCUUUGGGGACCCCUUCUGUGGCGUCGUCUUCGCAGAUUCCUCAGCAAGAGUCUCGAAAUCAGAUGGAGCCAAAUAUAGGUCACUUCUUUUAUCCGCAUGUUGCUCAGGAACCUAGAUCAGCUGCUUGGGGAUUGAUACAAGAAUCAUUUUGUCCCAACUCUUCAAACUUUACUCCUUAUGCAUCAGGGCCUUCUGAACUUGGGAGUUCAUGUCUGGCUUUAUUAUCUGGACCACCACCACUGUUGCAUUGUGAUUACCAGCAAUUUCCAAAUCCAAUACCAUUUCCCACGUCUAGUAAAUUUCUGAUUAAUGGUAGCAGUAUCAUGGUUGGUGGUGCUACAGGAAGUGGAGUUCGACAUGGACCUGCUGGGCCAUUGUCAGAAAAUUGGGGAAAUCAAAUCCUGAGAAAUGUGUCAGAUCUUUGUUCAGGGGUUUCUUCGAGGUCAGUGGUAAGUACAAACCAUUGUAACGCUUCUGUUUCCCAUGAUGACCUUCAAGCUGCAAAAUUAAAUCUUCAUAGUUCCGAUCUGGCUAAGGGAGUCAUCCACCACAUUGUUCCUGGCACUGAGAAGGUAAAUGAUUUUUCUUCUUCAAGGGGGGCGCUACGCGCUUGUGCAAGCCUCUCUAAUUUUGGAAAGGUCCAAGGCUCAAGUAUUCUGGCUUCACAAAGAGAAUCCUUGGAAUUGAGCUCUUCUGUUAGCCUGCCACCUGCUCUUACAAGGGGGUGCCCCCGUGUGUUCUGCUUGGGUACAAGCGGAGAUCUACUACUCAGUAAUACAGGACUUCUUGGCGUUGUUUGCUUUUGUCAUCAGUUGCACUUAUCUGUUGCAAAAUUUUGUGAGCAUUCUGGCUUAUUUGAUGUUAAUCCUGGAGAUGCUGUUCGUGUGGACAGCGGAGAGACCAUUGCUCAGUGGCGUAAGCUCUACUUCCAAAAGCUUGGGAUUAGGGUUCCUGAAGAUCACAGUGGAUGGAACUGGCCUGAAGGAUUCUCACCAACUGGUAAUUUGGUGAAAUAUAGUGGAUCUGCACCCAACACCUCCAAGAGUUCAGACUUGUUGCAAGUGUUUGGUUCAUCAGGAGGGUUAGUGAGGUCUGGGGAGCCUCGGAAUGAUGCUUUAUUUACACCAAUUUCAAGAAAAUUGAUGGAUGAUGUUUCACGUAAUGAACGCGAGGACAGUCAGGGUAGUAGUAGUAGCAAUUUUCUUUUCAAAGGUUUGUUUGGCGCUUCGCAAAGCAAUUUGCAUGCUGUUGCAAAUAGCCAGCUAACAGGGUGCCCUAUGUCUAGGUGUUCAACAAUCCCAGCAUUAGUUGGUCGAGGACAAGAUAAGGGCUGCCAUUCAAUUUCUGCUUGCUUUGAUUCUAUCUCCAAGACUGGAAAUCCUUUCGAUGCCCACAAACCUCUGCAGAAUUUAGGAACCUACAGAAAGGAUUUUGAUACUAGCAGAUUUAACGAUCCAAAGGAAGGUGUUGUUGCACGCAAUGGUGCUGUUCCAUCGAGCAUCGAGCUUAGGCUUGGGCAGCCAUAUCAGCAGGGUCAGACUUUGGGUAAUCCUGUUGUGCCAGUUAUGGGACCUCAGCAAUUUGACACACUUGGUGAUUCACGGAAAUUACACCUUCAGGAUCAGCUAAUUCAUGAGUCCAGUUCAAGAGCAUUGGAGGACUUCAGGCAAUAUCUUCAGCAUGCUACUGCCACUUCUAAUUCCAAUGCAAGAAUGAAGCAUAAGGAAUCAAAUUUCCCAAACCAUGCAUUUGAAGUUAGUAAUGCUCUCGAUCCUACAAAACUAGUACAAGGCAAUGUGGCUAAGAGUUCAGUAAUUUCAAUGCUACUUUCUCAUGGUCACACCCCAUUCAUUGGGAAUGUGCACUCUAAAAUGGCUAACAAUACAGUCAGUGGCAGUGAUCAGUUCAUGUCUAGAGCACUGCACUGUGAAUCUCAUAUUACUAAGAGUGAUUCAGUAAAUUUUUCAUGGAACAGAGGUGAUGGAAUGGAAAGGCAGUUGAACAUUAAUGAUCCAUUUUUUAACAAUUAUUACAAUAAUAUGGAGAAGUCCAGAGGGGUGGGAUGUGCUCCUGAUGGCUCUUGCGUCCGAACGGAACCAAGUUUUCAAUUUCCUAAGCAGAUGAAAAAUUCUAGUUCAUUUGCUGCAGCUGGAAAAAAUGGCAAUCCAACUACUGCCACUGCACAUGAUAAUAACUGUUGUUCACUUCAGUUGUCUGGCAUACCAUCAGAUGCAUCUCAUUUGGGCAGGUCUUUCAGUGAUUCUGGGAAGGUUUCUUGUGCUGGAGACACUAGACAUCUUGAUCAUCUUUUGCUUCAAUCUGCUAGUUCACCCAUGGGUUUUGGGCAAAUUUUACCCUCACUGGCAGUGGGUUUUUCCUCAGCAUCUUCAGUAUCUGUUCCAAAUAUGACUGUGGCUUUGCCUGACAAAGAAUGGAUUGGCAUAAGCUCAUGUAUGCAGGACGAGAAUUUGAAGUUGCUUGCAUUGAGGCAUUUCUUGGAGUUAUCUAAGAGAGAGCAUGCUGUUGCUUGCAUUGGAAUCAAUCAGGAACGAAGGAAGUUUGAUAGCUCCUCUAAUGUGGGAAUACAGGGUUCUGCUGUUGAUUUAUCAGCACCUGAGGAGAAAAAGCGUGGUUCUAAUCGUACCAAUAAUCAUGAUUCUUCUGAAUCUGCCAUGAAAUCUCUCCAUUCUGGUGCUAAUUGUCUAAUGAGCGGGGACAUUGAAAAAUUGGCUCCUUUAGCAGCUCUGAACAACUUGUAUGAUUUGUCUACUUCUAUACCUGGAGCCUCGUUGCAUGCUAAAGAAUUUGACAUGCAGUGUCAACAUUCUCAUGAUUCUCUUCCAAAUGAGCACCCUUCACUGAGAGUUGGUGGAAGUGGAAAUGUCACUUCAUCAAGUGAGAAAGAAAAGUGCUGUCAGAGACUGUCGUAUGCAUGUAUCCAGGGCAAGUGCAGCUGUACUGUCCAUGCAAAUUGUUUAGCAGUGGAUUGUGAACUUAAAGGCAAAACCUCUCUUAAUGCUUUUGAGGAACACAUCAGUAAUGUCAACAGCAAGCCCUGUAUGUCAGCUUCAAAAUGUGAGAAAGAUCUUAUCUCAUUGAAGAAAAACACUACUGCCUUAGAUUUGAGUGGUAAAUUGAAGAUUCAAAUCCCAAAGAAAGUUGAUUCUCAUACAUCUGAGUGGAGAGAUGUGCCAAGCAAGGUGCUCAGUGUAUGUAAUUUGACAAGUAUUGAUUGUCUGGCUGAUGCUCUAAGUGGGAAAGGAACAGGUGCUGAUCCACCUGCAGAUAUGCAGGAAGCUGAUUUCCUGAUGGAGCAAGAUAUGUCUAAUAUUUCUUCUGGAUGUUCUGCCCCAGCAGUUACACAGGCAUCAGUUGAGCUUAACAAUGUGGAUUCUUGUAUUGUUGAUGCAGGGGAUAUUAGAUAUGAAAACGAUGGUAUAGUUGAUGAAGGAUCGGGAAUUCAUAAAUGUUUGUCAUCUGAUGAUGCACUCGACAGUGGAAGAACUUCUGAAUCUGAUGGUGUUAGUGAUUCGAAAAUGACCAACUUAGAAAAUGAAGGAUCAUCUGAAGCAAGAGCUGAUAAAUUUUGUAGUCUUUUAGAUGAACUUAAGCUCAGAGAUUCAUUCCGAAUGAGGAAGGUAGGGACUCAAAUCCAUACUGGGGUUGGUGUCCAUGAAAUAAUCAAUCAUGCAAAAAAUGUUGAGAGAGGCUUAAAAACUGGGAAGAGAAAGGGAACAGUUAAAUGGAAGAUGCUGCCUGCACCAUUCCCUGCAAAUUUUUUUCCAGCGCAUUUUGAAUCUGCCAAAUGUACUGGUACUGAGGAGUGGUGCCAUCAUUCAUCCAAAAAUAUACAGGUUCAUCUUCAAUCUCACCUAGGAAUAGCGAAUGCAUGUUCUCCUGGACCUAGCUGCAAGCGAAGAAGAUCUGCACUAUCUUCUGUCAAAACUCCAUUGCGUAAAAGAGAUCUAUGCUGGCUAUACGCUCAUGGUGAGGGGCAAGAUGAAUUUCCAGCCAAAAAACUGAAAGGCAAUGCUGGUUUCCUUGAAAUCCCUGAAGGUACAUGCGGAAAGAAGUCCAAGUCUGGUUGGACUGCCAAUUCUAUUAUGCAAUUACGAUCACACAAACCAAGUUGUGCAGAUGCUGGAAAAAAUUCCAAGGGCAAUGCAAUAAGCUGCAUAAAUGCCCAAUCUAAUAGGGCUGGUACUGUCUGUAAUAGGAAGGCAAGACCAGUAGUUUGCGGGAAAUUUGGUGUUAUUUCCAAUGCAGAAGCCACUUUAAAUAUGUCGAAGUUGCCCAAAAUUGUUUCUCUUGACAAGAUUCUUAAAGCUGCCAGGACGUGUACACUCCCUGAGGUUGAAGAACCUAGAAUAACAUCUAUCAAGGAGUUAAAAAUUACAGGCUUUGGAGGAGGUGAUGGAUUUUCUAAUUGGAAGAAACAGAGAAACAGUGAAUCUAAUAACAAUAUGGGGGGUAAUGAAGUUGAUGCUGGUACUCACAUGGAUGCAAGAGAGAAGGCAUGUUCCAGUGGAGUGAAACGAAGUGUUGAUGAAGUGUCUAUGUUGGACAAAGAUGGAGAUGAUGGAAGAACUACGGAUAAUAGUAUUCUGGAUGGUCAUUUUAGUGCACAAGUGGAACUAAAGGGUAAAGAAAUUCGCAAACGGAGCAUUUAUGAGCUAUUGAUAAAAGGUAAGAAUUCCAGUUCUGAAAAAUUAUCUUUGAAGAUUUCAAAAUGUGCACUGCAAACAAAAUGCAGAUCCAUGGGAAGAUUUUUAAAGAAUUCUGGUGAUGGACAUUAUAUCAGUGAAUUAAGCAAAUUUAAUGAAGUUAAUGCAAACAAAUCUAUCAAGGAGGAUGGGUGUGAGUCCUUUAUUUUGGAUUCAGAUGCAUUCUGUUGCGUUUGUGGAAGCUCAGACAAAGAUGAAAUCAACUGCUUACUAGAGUGCAAUCGAUGCUUAAUAAGGGUACAUCAGGCCUGCUAUGGUGUUUCCAGAGUACCAAAAUAUCGCUGGUAUUGCAGGCCAUGCAAGACAAAUUCUAAAGAUAUAGUUUGUGUUCUCUGCGGUUAUGGAGGUGGGGCCAUGACUCAGGCAUUACGAAGUCAAAAUUUUGUGAAAAGCCUCUUGAAGGCCUGGAAAAUUUUUCCUGAAUCCCAUCUUAAAAACACAUCUACUUCUGAAGUUUGGAAGGAUAAUUUUAGCAUGAUGAAUUUCUCAAGAUCUGGGCUUGAAGAUUCCGUUCCUGUUUUGAAACCUCUAAAUGUCGAGCUUUCUUCUAUAGCUAUGUGGCAAAUGGUGCAGAGCAGCAAAUUGUAUAUUGUGAAGAAUUCACCUUGUUCUCAAAGCAAUAUAAAGGUGCAUAAUAGCGUAACGGCUGGAUUACUUGAUUCAACUGUCAAGCAGUGGGUUCAUAUGGUGUGCGGACUUUGGACACCAGGGACCCGAUGCCCAAAUGUUGACACCAUGAAUGCUUUUGAUGUCUCUGGUGCUUUAUGUCCCAGAGUAAAUGUGGUUUGUUCAAUCUGUAACCGACCUGGUGGUUCAUGUAUACAGUGCAGGGUUUUGAACUGCUCUGUUCGAUUUCAUCCUUGGUGUGCACACCAGCAGGGCCUGCUGCAAAGUGAGGUUGAAGGUGUUGAUAAUGAAAGUGUUGGUUUUUAUGGAAGAUGCAUGGUUCAUGCAAAAUACCCUCUGUGUGAAUCUUAUGGCAAUCCCACUAACAUGAAAUUGGGCUGUCCAGUAGGAAAGGAGUCAACCUGUGCUCGGACAGAGGGGUACAAAGGCCGCAAACAGGAAGGUUUUCAACACAAUCUUUAUGGUCAAUCAAAUGGCAAUGGUGGGUACCUUGUUCCUCAGGAGCAAAUAAAUGCAUGGCUUCAUAUUAAUGGGCCAAAGUCAUGCACAAAAGGGCUUCCAAAGCUGCCACUUUCAGAUAUUGAGUGUGAUUGUCGGAAAGAGUAUGCUCGCUACAAACAAACAAGGGGUUGGAAGAACUUGGUAGUCUAUAAAUCUGGCAUACAUGCUCUUGGUCUUUACACAUGUCAGUUCAUUUCCCGUGGUGCAAUGGUCGUUGAAUAUAUUGGUGAGAUAGUGGGCCUCCGUGUGGCUGAUAAAAGAGAAAGUGAGUAUCAGUCUGGAAAAAGACUUCAAUACAAGAGUGCUUGUUACUUCUUCAGGAUAGAUAAAGAACAUAUUAUUGAUGCUACCCGCAAAGGUGGAAUUGCACGUUUUGUCAAUCAUUCAUGCCUGCCAAACUGCGUUGCAAAAGUCAUCUCUGUGAGAAAUGAAAAGAAGGUUGUCUUUUUUGCAGAAAGAGAUAUAUACCCUGGGGAAGAGAUAACAUAUGAUUACCACUUCAACCAUGAGGAUGAAGGUAAAAAGAUCCCCUGCUUUUGCAACUCUAAAAAUUGCAGGCGAUACAUGAAUUGAUAAUAUACCUUUUCCUUGAUUGAAACUUGUUUUCUUUAAAAUUUUUUUGUGAUUAUCAACCCAUAUGGGUUUGUCAUUUUUCCGCUAUUGCUGAUGUUAAUAUGAUCAAGAAAUUUUGUUGCACCCUGUAAUUGUGGUUUCAUCGAGGCAUGCAUUUGAACAAAAGUUCCUUUGUACUUUGGGAAGCAUCCUUGUAAGAGGAACUUGAGGGCAGUCCCAAUAUUAGAGAAUGUUGACCUAGAGCAGAACAAUAGAUAAGGAUCCACAGAAUUGAAUGCACCUUGAGGGAAGCAAGGCGGCUGCUUCAUUUUUUGUAGUCAUCGUGCCUUGAUGCAUCCUUGAUAAUCCAAAAAAGUUCCCUCAACUUCGAUGCAGUAUCUGCACAAACAUGUGCAUACAUGCCCUUUGGUUUCAUCGACGUAAUCACUCUCGCAGUUUCACUCAACCCCUCGUGGUGUAUUCUAUUUCUUGUUCUUCAGUUUUCAUAUGCAAAAAUAAAUUCUUAACAUUUUCUUGUAAUUAUGUCUUGUUUCCAAGCUAUUGGUAAUGAAGUGCUUUUGUUGCAAAAAGAAUUCUGCCUUUGUAUAUAUAAACUCAUGAUACCUCAGCCUGGCUUGUUAUA
Malania oleifera is the source of this 7517-nucleotide messenger RNA. RefSeq lists its product as uncharacterized. The coding region runs from base 428 to 6895 and encodes 2155 amino acids. Gene Ontology annotation, biological process: positive regulation of DNA-templated transcription. The transcript has 19 exons. Gene Ontology annotation, molecular function: protein binding; histone H3K4 methyltransferase activity. Lineage: Eukaryota; Viridiplantae; Streptophyta; Magnoliopsida; Santalales; Ximeniaceae. The record is from RefSeq and is a predicted model, not a curated record. Gene Ontology annotation, cellular component: histone methyltransferase complex.